CAGACCAUCAUCAUCUACGAAAAUUUGAGCAAAUGUUUUCCCAGGCCCACAAUUUCACAAUACCUCAUGGACAAUUUAUCAACAUUCAAGGAGAUCAGAAUCAUUACUAUGUAGCAGAGUCUUAGACUGUGGUACAACAAGCAGGUUAUUAUCAAGGAAUGACUCAUUGUCCCACCUCAACCUCGAAAUUCACAGGCAGAGAGGAUAUUUUGGCAACUCUUGACCUUUUUUUCAAUUCUUCAUUGCCCAAUAAUUCCAGAGGGACACAAAAGUGUUUUCUUUUAUAUGGAUUAGGAGGAGCAGGCAAAACUCAGGUUGCUCUUGAGUUUCAAAGGAGAUUCAAGGAAAGGUUCACCAAAAUUUAUUUCAUCACUGCCAAUACUGAAUAUUCCAUACAAGCAAGCUUUUAUGACAUUGCUAUGGACAAUGGGGUUGUGGAUGCCCAAGGAUGGAAAAGUGGACUCCAUUGGCUACUUACCCAUGAAGAAUCCUGGCUCAUUAUCAUGGAUAACGCUGAUGAUCCAAAAAUUUCUUUGGAAAGAUACUUCCCUUCCUGUGAUCAUGGAAAUAUUAUGAUCACUUCAAGGAAUGCUGAACUACAAAAUGUAGUAGGCCAAUCAUUGGAGCUUCAAGAUAUGAUUCCAGAUGAUGGGAUUGAGUUGCUGUUGAAGCAUGCAGUGGAUAAACCAUUGAGUUCCAAUGAACAAGAACAAGUUGUUCAAAUUGCCAAAGAACUGUACUACUUUCCAUUGGCCUUAGUACAAGCUGGAGCAUACAUCAAGCAGCAGAAAUGUCUCUUGACAUAUCUCAAAUUUCUGAGAAAUGAACACAAACAGUUAUUGGAAAAAAAGUUGACACAAUUUGCUGAUAGGUACCAGCUAUCUGUUUAUGCAACCUGGAACCUGAGCUGGGGCCAGCUUAGUAGCAGUAGCAAAGUGCUGCUGAAUAUAUGUUCCCAUCUUCAUUAUGAAAAAAUUCCCCGCCUUCUGUUUGAA
Molecule: messenger RNA, 995 nt
Organism: Lentinula edodes (shiitake mushroom)
Lineage: Eukaryota; Fungi; Basidiomycota; Agaricomycetes; Agaricales; Omphalotaceae
Product: P-loop containing nucleoside triphosphate hydrolase protein
Exons: 4
Molecular function (GO): ADP binding
Source: RefSeq, a predicted model, not a curated record